This is a messenger RNA of Cannabis sativa, 1528 nucleotides long. RefSeq lists its product as uncharacterized. The transcript is spliced from 4 exons. Bases 1 to 1380 code for a protein of 459 amino acids. Lineage: Eukaryota; Viridiplantae; Streptophyta; Magnoliopsida; Rosales; Cannabaceae. The record is from RefSeq and is a predicted model, not a curated record.
AUGGCAUCAGAACAUAAGGAUUGUGAUGGACGAAUACGAUGUCCUUGUGUGAGAUGUAUAAAUAGUAGGUUUGAAAAAAUAGAUAGGGUUAGAGCACACGUAUUUGAUCGAGGUUUUAUGCAAGGAUAUGACAAGUGGAUUUAUCACGGGGAGCCUGAGGAUGCCGUCGUUGAUGUAGCAGUUGCCGAUGUUGAAUCAGAGGAUGAAAUGAUUCCUAUUUUGGAAGAUUUCUUUCCCUCGACAACUGAGGCACAAGGAGAAGAUGAACAACCAACCACAAACCCACAAUUUGAUGACUUAUUUGAGGAAAUUGAAGCUGAAUUGUAUCCCGGUUGUGAUUGGAUUUCAUCUCUUAACUUUUUAGCAAAGCUAUUGCAUUUAAAAGCUUGGGUUAUGAAAUAUCCAACAACGCAAGGCACAAAAUCGUUGGCGUCCAUACGCCACGGAAUGGGGGGUACUCCUGGAGAGCAUGUAGUUGACGCAUGGAAGGAGAUCCAUGUGAAAAAACCGUCUGGAACUUUCGUUAAUGAAUUAGCUGCAAAAGAUUAUGAGGAACUGAUCAAGGAGCUUGAUAGGAAGCGACUUGAACGACAAUCCCAGAGCGAUACUGGAACUGAAUCUGAAUCUGAUACUGGUUAUCAGUUUGACGUUAUGGAAACAGUUCUAGGCCAAAGAUCUGACUAUCAGAGAGGCGUGGGUAAAAGGCUCAAGGGCAAAGGAAAGAAACCAAUCCCCCAAACUCAAUCAACGGUGCCUCCCCAACCGACUACUGAAAUGAUGAGCACCAUGGCAGAUAUAUUCUCAGCUAUGCGUGCCACUUGGGGGGGUAAUUUGACGCCUGAACAACGUGCCCUAAUAUUUAACCCACGCUUUGACAAUUUCGUUCAAACGUAUAGUCAAUCGCAGUCUCCUGGUGGUUCGUCUUCUCAGAGUCAUGCCGCUCCUCCGGAACAGCAACAACAACCUCCUACGCAACCACAAUUUCAGCCUUCCUCGCAACAACAAUUCCAAAAUUUGUCACAGCAGCAAUUUGAAAAUUUUUUGCAGCAGCAACCCCAAUCUUUUCCUCAGCAAUUUCCUCAGCAGCAACAACAGUCUGCUCCGCCAAUGGGAAAUCAGUUCUUAUACCGAACACCGUCAGAGUCUCCUCCGCUCGGCUCAAACUUUGCUGAUUUUGGAUUAUUUGGGAGUUCAUCGCAGGAGAACCAAUUUUUUUCAACUCCCAUUUUCAACCAAGCUGAGCUCGGUAAUUUGACGCUGGGUUUAUCAUCAGACCAAGCGUAUGUGCCUUCUCCGCCACAGGCUUCGGGGACUCGUACCGAAAAUAAUCCAGAUCAAGACUUCAUAAUUAGAGACUUGAAUGAAGAUGUUAAUGAAUAAUUUAUUUAUGUUUUGUAAUAAUUUAGUUUAAUUUUGAGACAAUAUUUUAUUAAGAUUAAUAUGUUAAAGUUAAUUACUUUGGAGACAAUUUUAAAUUAUUAAUAAUAUUUAAUUAUUAAUGAAGAUUAAUAUUUAGUUUAAUUAUAUU